GUCAGUGAACUUUUUAGUUAAUAUUUGUAACUAAUUUUUUUUUUUUAGUACGUUUAAUUUUUAAGUAAUCGGUAGGUAAUCCUACAUUUUAAAUAUUAUUAUUUUUGUUGAAUUUGAUGACCAAUGAUCACAGUUGAAUUUUUAAUUUUUAUUAGUUUACUAUAAUUAACUUCUUGACAUAAAAUACUACUACAUUCAUUAAAAUCAUGGGAGUUCCAAAAUUCUUUCGCUACAUGAGCGAACGAUAUCCUUGCCUAAGCGAACUUGUCAAAGACUAUCAAAUUCCAGAAUUUGAUAAUCUAUACCUAGACAUGAAUGGGAUUAUUCAUAACUGUUCACAUCCAAAUGAUGAUGACCCUCAUUUUCGUAUCACUGAAGAGGUUAUAUUUAAAAAUAUAUUUCAUUACUUAGAGGUUUUAUUUCAAAUGAUUCAACCUCAAAAGUUAUUUUUCAUGGCUGUCGAUGGAGUUGCUCCUCGUGCUAAAAUGAAUCAGCAACGUGGUCGUCGUUUUAGAUCAGCUCAUGUUGCUGCUGAACAAAUGAAAGCUGCUAUUGUUAGAGGUGAAACAUUACCUACUUCAGAGCGCUUUGAUUCAAAUUGUAUUACACCUGGCACAGAGUUCAUGGUGCGUUUACAAAAUGAACUUGAAUAUUUUGUCAAUGAUAAAGUGUCCAAUGAUCCAUUAUGGAGUAAAGUUCAAGUAAUACUUUCUGGUCACCAAGUCCCAGGUGAAGGUGAACAUAAAAUUAUGGACUAUAUUAGGUAUAUGAAAUCACAGCCAGACUAUGAUUCAAAUACUAGACAUUGCCUUUAUGGUUUGGAUGCAGACUUAAUAAUGUUAGGUUUAUGUACUCAUGAACCAUAUUUUUCAUUGCUCAGAGAAGAGGUUAAAUUUGAUCGCAAAGCAAAACGUGAAACUUCUGUUGAUGAAACCAAAUUUUAUUUAUUACAUUUAUCAUUGAUGAGAGAUUAUUUAGAUUUAGAGUUUCAAGUGCUUAAAGAAGUUCUACCUUUCAAAUAUGAUUUAGAAUCUAUUAUUGAUGAUUGGGUAUUAAUGGGAUUCCUAAUAGGUAAUGAUUUUAUACCUCAUUUACCUGAUUUGCAUAUUUCUAAAGGAGCUUUACCUAUUCUGUAUAAGGUUUACAUGGAUGUAUUGCCACAAGUAGGAGGUUAUUUAAAUGAAAAAGGUUCUUUAAAUCUUAAAAGGUUUCAAAUAUUUAUGAAAAGUUUGGCAAAUUUUGAUUAUGAUCAAUUUAGAGAUACUUUUGCUGACAUUAAAUAUCUAGAAGGAAAAAGAACUGCCAAUGGAAUUGAAACAAGUGAUGAAUCAGAUCCAGCAUAUAAAGAUGAACUAGCUACUUUAAUCAAAGAUACUGAAAAAUUUCUUCUUAGUGAUGAUGAUGAGGAUGGAAAUGAAGAGUCGAGUGAAACUGAAGAAGAAGCAAUGAUGGCAGAGUUCACAUUACAUAAAGAAAAUUACUAUAGAAAUAAAUUAGAAUACAAUGUUAUUACUGAAGAUGUAAUGCGUUCUCAAGCAGAAGGAUACAUUCGAGCAAUACAAUGGAAUUUAAACUAUUAUUAUAAUGGUUGUUGUUCUUGGUCUUGGUAUUAUCCUCAUCAUUAUGCACCAUAUAUUUCUGAUAUCAAGGACUUUGAAAAUAUCCAGCUUGAAUUUGAUUUAGGCCAACCAUUCUUACCUUUUCAGCAGUUGUUGGCAGUAUUACCAUCACUUAGUAAAGAGUUAUUACCAAAACCUUUUCAAGAUUUGAUGAUAGAAGAAGCUAGUCCAAUUAGAAUGUACUAUCCUGAACAAUUUGAAACUGAUCUCAAUGGAAAACAACACGAAUGGGAAGCUGUCGUAUUAGUUCCUUUUAUUGAUGAAGAAACUCUAUUAAAGUCUAUGAAAAUGGUCGAACACAAACUUUCAGAUGAUGAAAAAAAAAGAAAUUCACAUGGUCCUAUGUAUCUUUUUAAGUAUACCAAAGAAAAUAUGGGUAUAGUGUCAAACUCAAAGUAUUUUCCACCUAUUCAAGAAAGUCAUGCACAUAGAAUAUUGAUUAAUCGUGAAGAUAUUGCCGUUGAUCCUAAUGAUUUAGUUAAAGGUUUGUGUCCAAAUGUAAACUUGGAUGUUUAUCAUGUUGGGUUUCCUACUCUUCAUCUCAUACCAAUUACAGCUGAAUUACUCAAGAAAGGUGUAAAAGUUUUUCAAUCUUCAAGUUUGGGUGAAAACAUGAUAAUUAAAAUAAUUAAUCAAGAUGAAAAUAUUGAAGGCAAUAUACAAAGUAUUGCUAAAGAGUUACUUGGCAAAACUGUGUAUGCUAAUUGGCCUCAUCUUGAAGAAAUAAAAGUUACUGCUAUAUCUAGCAAAUCUUUACUUUUGUCUCUUGACGAUAAUGAGCAUGUCAUUGUUCGAGAUAUGGAUGAUUCAGCAGUACAGGAAUUCAAAUUACUUUCUCAAGGGUUUGCAAAAACCUAUAUGUCUACUCGUGGUAUUGAUAUUGGAAAAACUUCUAUACUGUUUCGAGGUCAAAAAUUAAAGGGAACUAAAUAUAUACCAAGACAAGAUGGCAGUGGUGUAGAUUUAGUGAAAGCUUGGUGUGAAAUUCCUUCAACUGUAGCAUUUCAAACAGCUGUCCUUGAUUUAGAAGUUAAUGACCCACAUAUUAAACAAAGUUAUUUUGCUCUUGAAGAGUACUUCCCUGUUGGAGGAAAUGUUUUUGUACUGGAUGCUCCAUUUUACGGUUGUCAAGCAGAAGUGAUUGGUGGUUAUAUAUCUUCUAGAAUUAAAAUUGAUAUAACACUCACACCUGAACCAUACUUCUAUGAUCUCCGUGAUACUCUAAAUUCUGUUUCUAUUGAGAUGUUUAAUGGUAUACCAGUAACUAAAUUGGAUAAAUUAAAAGCAGAUGAAGAUGCUGAUACACGUGUGUUAGAUCGUGUAGUAUGUAUACGAUCAUCUUAUCAAGUCCCACUUGGUUAUAAAGGCACAGUUAUCAGUAUUAAUAAAUCAAACGUUGAUACUGAAACUGUAUACUCUGUAAUAUUUGAUAAAGAAUUUGCUAAUGGGGUUUCUUUAGGAGGUAGUCCUAAUAGAGGUUAUAAACUUUGUAGAAUGUCAUUUAUUAACUUAUCACAUGCUAUACGUACUGGGCUUUAUAAACCAUUAGUUGUUAAAGUACCAAUUAGUCAAAGAUCAAAUACUGAAAAACAGAACACUCAAAUGAGCAUUUGGGAACAUUUACAGUCAAAUUCUAAGAACUCAGAUAAAAUAUCAAAGAAUACUGAAUCUAAAUUUACAUUAGCUUCAAAGGAAUCUUGGCGACGACAACAAUUACAGAACGAGUCAAAUUCAGUAAUGAACAGUAAUAUUUCCCAAAAACAAGGACAACCUGUUGAAGAAUUAAAGAAAACCCAGAGCAGUCAAAAUUAUAACAAUAAUAAAUCUAAUAAUUCUUCUUUAUUGAAUGCUGAUGCAUGCGAGUUCACAACAUUGGCUCUUAAAAAAAUGUUAAAAAUUCAAUCGGAAGAUAACUCUAUUAUAAAAACCAAUUCAAAAUUGGAGUCAAUCAAGAGUUUCUCCAGUGCACCAAGUGGUUCAAGUUAUAAUAGUAAAGAGCAAAUGACUGAGAAUAAUUUUAGCAGGAAUAAUGAUAACAGUAUACCUUACUUCCCAGCAGAACCAUCAACAUCUAUGACUGCUGCUCUAGAGAGCUUUUAUAUUUCUAAAGGUUAUGGAACACCCAGGUAUAGUUUUACAAAUAAAGUAGAUAAGAAUAUGAAAUUGUAUAGUGCAUCUGUAUUAUUACCAAAUGGCAUAACUUUACCAGGAGAAGUAAAACCAACCCAUACAGAGGCCACUGAAGAUGUAGCUGCUCGUGCCUUGAUUAUUAUAAAAAAGAUUGAAUCUAACCAAAAUAAAGCUGAACAAGUGAUAUCUAAUAAUUUUUCUCAGAAAAUAAAUCCUAGACUGGUUACCCAACAAGAAAUAGCAAAACAAAUUCCACAACAGCAAGCACCACCUAAUGCAUACAUGAACUGGAUAUCAUCAUAUCCACAUCAGUCUUACCAACAACCUAUUCCUCAACAAUCAGUUCAAUAUUUUAAGGGACCUCAAAUCGCAUAUCAACAAUUCCAGCCUCAACAGUUUUUAGCUCAAUAUGCACCAAAUUAUCAAGUACCAAGACAGUCAUAUCAUCUACCUUUUGUAUCACAACCUACUUUUACUCAACAAAAUGUAGUUAGUGGAUACUCGUUACCAUCACAACAGUAUUUUAACUAUCCUCAAGAAAUGCAGUACUCAAAACCUGUACCUACAGUGUUUCCUAAUAUUGUAAAUCCAGCUCAGUUGCCACAGCCUCCAAUUCACUGGCAAGCAACUCCUAGAAAUGUUCCAACAGCUAAUAAUGAAAUUCUCAUGAACCCUCUACAGCAAACUUAUCAAUCUCAUACAACUAUAAGUCAUCCAACUUAUACACGAUCAGUACCAAAAGAAAUGUUAAUGAAUGAUUCGCGUUCACCAAAUAAUAGAGUAAUAAUUCCAAGUCCUUCUAGUGCUUUUACUUCAGCAGCCACCUCUGGUAAACGAAAGAUUAGAAUUGCUGCAAAUUUUAACACUCCACAGCAACAAUAAAAAAGUUCUAUAUAAAAUAUUUUUUUUAUAAAAUUUUAAAAACGAACUUUGAAAUUUUAUAACAAAAUGUAAUCAAAAACCUGUUCAAAUUUGACGUAAAAUGAAAAGGCCAAAAAAAGCGUAUAGAAUAAUUAAAAAGUGAUAUAAUAUAAUAGAGAUUCAUUUUUUAUUCAAACUUUAUGGUUGUUUCUAUUGUAUUUUAUAACAUUGUACUAUAGGUGUAAUUAUUAUAUAUUAAUA
Messenger RNA from Daktulosphaira vitifoliae (grape phylloxera), 4871 nucleotides. Its product is annotated as 5'-3' exoribonuclease 1-like. Gene Ontology annotation, cellular component: nucleus. NCBI's taxonomy places the organism in Eukaryota, Metazoa, Arthropoda, Insecta, Hemiptera, Phylloxeridae. Gene Ontology annotation, molecular function: RNA binding; 5'-3' RNA exonuclease activity. The transcript has 28 exons. Bases 207 to 4631 code for a protein of 1474 amino acids. The record is from RefSeq and is a predicted model, not a curated record. Gene Ontology annotation, biological process: nuclear-transcribed mRNA catabolic process; rRNA catabolic process.